AUGGCCGACCAACAACCUCAAAGUUCUGACUCGACUCCUCAACCUCAAAUUCCUGCCGCUAUUACUCCCAUCUCUCUACCAACUCCUCACGCUGGCCCCUCGCCUGUCCCUCUGCUCCGUCCCGCCAUCCCCGGCGCUAGGAGUGGCGGGGCUCGCACACCGAGACUCGGCCUUGCUAUCCCCCCAUCUCCCAAUGCCAAACCCGUUGGCAGCCAAGGCGCACCGGUUGCCGCGCCUUCAAGGCCUCCUCUGCCGACUCUACACCUGAAGACUCCCAUGGGAAGCAACGUCACUCCCCAUGAGCAACUCCCUCGAUCACAAUGCGUCACCCAACCAUCGGCAAGCGGCGGCAGCGAGAGCAGCGCUGCUCAUUCAAGGUCUGGUAGUUUUGGUCCUUUGGAUGGUAGGGCGAGCAAUCCUACCUCGGCCGGCUCUCAGUACUCGGCCCUUUCGUUUGCUUCUCAGUAUGGUAUCGGUGUGUCAAGACCCCAGGGAACUCCAGACCCGGUGUCAGCCGUUGGAUCCAUGUAUUCUGAGAGGAGUGAGGGUGGUGUUUCUAUGGAGCGUGAUGGUAGCCUGCAAGGACUUGAGGCUUUUGAUCAGCUGAGUCUGGAGAAGGCCAGGACUCUCGAUGUGGACGAGUUGGAUGAGGAGGGCUGGAGAAUCGCCAGUAUGGAAAACAGGAUCGUGGAGCUGGGUAACUUGGGUGAAGGUGCAGGCGGUGCUGUCACAAGAUGCAAGCUCAAGGGCGGCAAUACGGUGUUUGCUUUGAAGGUCAUCACCACGAACCCCGAUCCCGAUGUCAAGAAGCAGAUUCUUCGAGAACUUGGUUUCAACAAGGAAUGUGCCUCGGACCACAUUUGUCGAUACUACGGCGCUUUUGUCGACCCUGCCACGGCUACCAUCUCCAUUGCUAUGGAGUUCUGCGAAGGAGGCUCACUCGACAGCAUCUACAAGGAAGUUAAGCGUCUUGGUGGCCGUACUGGAGAAAAGGUCCUGGGAAAGAUUGCCGAGGGCGUCUUGGGAGGACUAACUUAUUUGCACACGCGACGAAUCAUUCACCGAGACAUCAAGCCAUCCAACAUUCUCCUCUGCCGAGAUGGCGCUGUCAAGCUUUGCGAUUUUGGCGUCUCCGGCGACUUUGGUACCAAGGGUGAGGCUAACACCUUUAUCGGUACCAGCUACUACAUGGCCCCUGAGCGAAUCACUGGCCAGUCGUAUACUAUCACUUCGGAUGUGUGGUCAACAGGAGUUACCCUCCUCGAGGUUGCACAGCAUCGAUUCCCCUUCCCAGCUGACGGUACGGAGAUGCAGCCGCGAGCUGGUCUCAUCGACCUUCUUACCUACAUUGUCAGGCAACCUGUGCCCAGGCUUAAGGAUGAGCCUGACAUGGAUGUUUACUGGAGUGACAACUUCAAGUACUUUAUUGAGUGCUGUCUUGAGAAGCAGCCCAACCGCCGAGCAAGCCCCUGGAAGAUGAUGGAGCACCCAUGGAUGGUCGAGAUGCGCUCAAAGCGCGUCAACAUGGUGAAAUACCUCUCGUUUGUAUGGGGCUGGGAUGACCAGCCCAAGGCGUAG
Fusarium keratoplasticum is the source of this 1578-nucleotide messenger RNA. RefSeq lists its product as uncharacterized. The coding region runs from base 1 to 1578 and encodes 525 amino acids. The transcript has 4 exons. Gene Ontology annotation, molecular function: ATP binding; protein kinase activity. NCBI's taxonomy places the organism in Eukaryota, Fungi, Ascomycota, Sordariomycetes, Hypocreales, Nectriaceae. The record is from RefSeq and is a predicted model, not a curated record. Gene Ontology annotation, biological process: protein phosphorylation.